AAAAUGGCCGAUCUAAAUAAAGAGCUCAACGAGUAUCUUCUUAGCAGUAAAAAUGAGAAACAAUACAAAUUACCAUCGGUAUCAAUUCCCAAGCCAAAUAUUGGAAAAUGGCUGGGCAGGAGUACAGAAGAGAAACAGGAAUCAGGAUGGCUGAGGGAGACGCAAAGGGAGUGUUGUCCUACCAUGACGAGAUUACAAAGAUUAUCUGCUUUCGGACUGUGCUUUGUGAUGGGCAUUAUGUGUUUUUGUUUGUCCGCCCUGUAUGUACCAGUUCUCCUGUUGAAAGCUAGGAAAUUCGCUCUACUGUACUCAUUGGGAAGUUUAUUUUUUUUGAUGAGCUUUGCUUUUCUGUGGGGGCCAAUGAAUUACAUGAGAUCACUCUUUUCGAAAGAAAGAAGGUAUUUCUCUCUCAUAUAUUUUUCAACUUUAACGGGGACUCUGUACUUUGCUUUACAUUUGCAAUCAACUCCACUGACUGUUUUGUGCGCUAUAUUGCAACUCAUUGCAAUGUUGCAAUUUUUGAUAAGUCACAUACCAGGUAGUACGAUGGGACUAAUGUUUUUCACAAGACUGUUCAAAUCUUCGGUUAGCUCGACACUACCAGUUUGAUAACAGUGAUACUCAUAUAAUUUUUAC
Copidosoma floridanum is the source of this 636-nucleotide messenger RNA. RefSeq names its product vesicle transport protein SFT2C. Gene Ontology annotation, cellular component: membrane. Lineage: Eukaryota; Metazoa; Arthropoda; Insecta; Hymenoptera; Encyrtidae. Gene Ontology annotation, biological process: vesicle-mediated transport. The record is from RefSeq and is a predicted model, not a curated record.